Molecule: messenger RNA, 989 nt
Organism: Schistosoma bovis
Lineage: Eukaryota; Metazoa; Platyhelminthes; Trematoda; Strigeidida; Schistosomatidae
Source: the annotation of a GenBank genome assembly
AAUAUGCUUAUAUAUUUUUAUUUCAAAGAAAAAACAACACAGUAAAACAUACCAGAUGGGUUUUGUGGAUAUAUUAUGAAAACCUUUUUAUUACGCUAUUACGUGUGCAUAAGUUUAUUUUCCUUUUAUUCGCAUGCUUUGUGUUUUUACGAGCGUACGAGUGUAUUUCGACACGCACUUACAUUUUUUUCUUUUCCAGGACGCUGGAAAAGACCAAUAUAGACAGAAUGAGAUGUUCUUCAACCACCUUAAUUGUGUGCUACACGAACCCUCAUAUUUUCGGAAUCAAAGUGUUGGGGCCGAGUUUGAUUAUGGAAGGCUAAGUGUCUAUUAUAAUUCUCUCGGAAACUCAGCACAUCAUAGAUUUAGAAUGUACCACAAUUAUCUCAAGAUGCAUGUGUCAGAAGUGGCAGUUAUAGGUCGUAAGAGAGAAGGGAUAAUCAAAUACGUUAGAUAUCGAUUAAGUGCACAAUCAAGAACAACACAGACGUACGAUAGUAACACACGUAAGGCAGCUGUUUGUAUAAUCAAAUUUAAAUAUUUAUCAGGGACUACUGGGGGAAUAAAUUGUAGUCUGCGUUUCCCUACUGAUAACUUUGUCCUAAGUUUUAUCCGGACAUGGGGCAAGGUUAACUACUGUCUUAUCAUUGUAGAUUUUAACGUACCACAAACCAAGUGGACAGAGCUUACAACUUUGAGUGAAUGUUUUGAUCGCCUACCAAUAACUAUUAUUCAGAGCACACAUGCACAACAUCAAACGAAAUCGACACAUAUUGACUUAGAACAUGUAUCAUAAUUGCUAAACCAUGACUUUAUACACCAGAGGAGUCGUGCGCAACUAACAGUUAUCGUUAAAUUCUGGUGAAAACCAAAUUAUGGGUACCUCUGAGAAUUAUUAACGGACUAAUAUUAAACAUACGCGUGCGCUAUUUAAAAGGAAAGUAGUAUUUUUCCUCGCUGACUAUAUUUUAUUGUUUUGAUCGUUUAUU